AGUAACUUUGUUCUGGGGAAUGCCCAGGUGCAGUCACUCUAUCCCAUCGUCUACUGCUCCGAUGGCUUCUGUGAGCUCACUGGUUACGCCCGCGCCGAACUCAUGCAGAAGAGCUGCGCGUGCCAUUUCCUGUACGGCCCCGAGACGAGCGACCGGUCUACGGCCCAGAUUCAAGGAGCUCUGGACGACAGGAGGGAGUUCAAGACUGAGCUGGUGUUCUACAAGAAGGAAGGCACAAAGUUUUGGUGCCUUCUGGACAUCGUGCCCAUUAAGAAUGAGAAGGGAGAGGUGGUUCUGUUCCUCGUGUCCCACAAAGACAUAACCGACAAGAAGAUGGAGCAGGAUCCAGAGCAGGGGCCUGAAACUGAUGAGGAGACGGGGCUACAGGUGCAUCAGGUAACUCGCCCUCCAGGCUUCAACGCCAACCGGCGCCGCAGCAGAGCCGUGCUCUAUCAGCUGUCAGGACAUCUGCAGAAACAGGACAAGAGCAAGCUCAAGAUCAACAAUAACAUGUUUGGGCAGAAACCUCCGAUCCCAGAGUACAAAGUAGCAGCCAUCCAGAAGUCCCGCUUCAUCCUGCUCCACUACGGCACCUUCAAAGCUGGCUGGGACUGGUUAAUUCUGCUGGCCACCUUCUACGUGGCCGUCACUGUUCCCUACAACGUCUGCUUCACCGUUGGUGGAGGACGGGACGAAGGCACCUCACGGAGUCCACCUAGUGUCAGCGACAUCCUAGUGGAGAUCCUUUUCAUUUUAGACAUCUUGCUGAAUUUCCGUACAACCUUUGUGAGCACAUCGGGUCAGGUGGUCUAUGACGCCCGCUCCAUCUGUGUUCACUACGUCACCACCUGGCUGUUUGUUGACCUGGUUGCUGCCCUGCCCUUUGACCUGCUUUACGCUUUCAACAUCAGCGUGAACUCCAGGGUCCACCUGUUGAAGACUGUCCGACUGCUUCGGUUGCUGCGGCUCCUGCAGAAGUUGGAGCGCUACUCGCAGUACAGCGCCGUGGUUCUGACUCUGCUCAUGUCCAUGUUUGCGCUGCUGGCCCACUGGAUGGCCUGUGUCUGGUACUACAUUGGUCACAAUGAGAUCGAAAGCCGGGGCUCCUGGGAUAUCGGUUGGCUCUAUGAGCUGGCGAAGCGCUUGGGCACCCCUUACUUCCUGUCCUCUCUGUCGACGCCUGUCCCGGCCACAGUGAGCAGCCUUCCAGCCAACAGCUCUCAGUGGAACGUGACAGGGUCAGAGGUCACAGGGCGAGGAGCCCUGAACUCCAGCCAGAAUUACGGGAACAUCUCAGAAACGGGGGAGCUGAAGGUGCUUGGCGGCCCGUCGACCCGUAGCAGCUAUGUGACCGCCCUCUACUUUGCUCUGAGCAGCCUGACCAGCGUGGGCUUCGGGAACGUUUCUGCCAACACGGAUUCAGAGAAGAUCUUCUCCAUUUGCACCAUGCUUAUAGGAGCGCUGAUGCAUGCCGUGGUGUUUGGUAACGUGACCGCCAUCAUCCAGAGGAUGUAUUCCCGCCGCUCGCUGUACCACACCCGCACCAAGGACCUGAAGGACUUCAUCAGGGUCCACCGGCUGCCCAAAGCCUUGGAGCAGCGAAUGCUGGAGUGUUUUCAGACCACCUGGUCUGUGAACAAUGGGAUCGACGUCAGUGAGCUGCUGAAGGACUUCCCUGAUGAGCUGCGGGCGGACAUUGCCAUGCACCUGAACAAGGAGCUGCUGCAGCUUCCCCUCUUCGAGUCGGCCAGCAGGGGAUGCCUGCGCUCUCUCUCCCUCAUCAUCAAGACCUCCUUCUGCGCUCCUGGAGAGUUCCUCAUCCGGCAGGGGGACGCCCUGCAGGCCAUCUACUUCGUCUGCUCAGGCUCCAUGGAGGUGCUGAAAGACAACACUGUGCUGGCCAUCCUGGGUAAAGGGGACCUGAUUGGUUCAGACUCCCUGACCAAGGAGCAGGUGAUCAAGACCAAUGCCAACGUCAAAGCCCUGACCUACUGUGACCUGCAGUACAUCAGCCUGAAGGGGCUCAGGGAGGUCCUCCGGCUCUACCCGGAAUACGCCCAGAAGUUCAUCAGCGAGAUACAGCAUGACCUCACGUACAACCUGCGCGAGGGUCACGGGGCGGACAAGGACUGGGAGAGUAACGGCGGCCUGGUGAAGAAGUUACCGUCCAUCCGUGAGGAUGAGGAGGGUGAUGAGGAGCAGAGCUCCGUUUCCCGGGCUCCUCGCUCCCCGCUGCAUCUCAGCAGGGGCCUCAGCUCGCCUCUGCGCUCCCCCCUCCUGACCCCGCGGCCUUUCCGGGCCCCCACAGAGCACCUGCGGCCCUCCACCUUGCAGAUACCGGUGGUGAGCUUCAGCAGUGCGCCGCCAGAGCUCAGCCCCAGAUUUGUGGACGGCAUCGAAACAGAGAGCAAUUCCACCUCCUCGCAGAGGUUUGAGUUCAGCCCCAGUCUGUCACCUGCAGCCCCGCCCUCCCCGCUCGCAGGGAUCCGCGAGCACUCUGAGAUGAAGCAGAGCGUGACCAAGCUUACAGAGGAGAUGAACUCGCUCUCCAAACAAGUGUCCAACCUCAGUCAGGAGCUGCGGGAAAUGGCUCGCCUGCUUAAGCCCCUCCUCCAAGCGGCUCCGCAGCCAAUCCUGACCAGCACGCUGUCCGGCCUCGCUCCGCCACAGAGCAGUGCCAGCCAGCUGCUGUCCACAUCCUGGUUCACGGCGCCCCCCACGUCGACGCCUUACCCCCCCCAGAGAGCAGACACUCACUCCCUACUGGAUAGUGGAGCCCCAGAAGUGGAGGGUUUGCCACGAUGCCUUCUCCCAACUCAUUCACCAAAAAAGCAGGAUUCUCCUCCGUCGGCAUCACCACAGCCUCCCCCCAGCCCCAAAGGGGGGAGCAUGGAGGAAACACCAUGCACGAACUUCCUCUUGUCUAAGGAAGAACCUGUGAGGGGAUCCGUGGGGCCCUGCAGCCCCCCGGUGUCCCCCAGUAAUGGGGUCCUCUUACCCCCACUGCAGGACCAGCCUCCCCUGCGUUCUAACACCCCUUCACCUUCACUCUCCCUGUCCGUCUCCCUCAACUCUUCGCCAUCGCUGUCUCCUUGCCAGUCCCGACCCACCAGCUGUGGCAGCAGAGGCCUGCUCCCCCCACCCCCGUCUCAGGACACACCUCCUCCCGUAUCCUCUCACCGCUCGGCUCCCUCCUCAGUCUCCUCCUCUCCUGGGGGUCACCGGCUGAGGCCUUCCUUUUCCAUCCCCAUCCCAUCCGCUGUAGCUCCCCCCCAUCCCUCCACCCUGUCCCUCCCCUCGUCUCUGAGCUUUGGGAGCGUAACAAAAGUAGACGUUCCCACUCCACCAAGGUGGAACCCACAGGGAAGCCAGGAGGAGGCCAGAGCCCCCGUGUUUUCCCAGGAGGUGGAGAUGCAGGAGUGGAGGCGACAAACAGAGGAGGGGAAAAGCUCCACAGAGGAAUUCAGUUUCAUUGAUGAAGAGGAUCCUGUGUUAUAAACAGGUUGACGCAGCGAAGAACAAAGCGACGGUGAGAACGAGGUCAGAGCAGGAAAGGUAGAAUAGAAACAGAUCAAUCUGACAGGCAGGAGAACCCGAAGCACCGGGGAGUCAAACCCACAGCCUACUGAUCAUCAACGCGCUCA
Molecule: messenger RNA, 3644 nt
Organism: Cyprinodon tularosa
Lineage: Eukaryota; Metazoa; Chordata; Actinopteri; Cyprinodontiformes; Cyprinodontidae
Gene: kcnh3
Product: potassium voltage-gated channel, subfamily H (eag-related), member 3
Exons: 14
Coding region: 103-3498 (1131 amino acids)
Biological process (GO): regulation of membrane potential; potassium ion transmembrane transport
Cellular component (GO): membrane
Molecular function (GO): voltage-gated potassium channel activity
Source: RefSeq, a predicted model, not a curated record